This is a messenger RNA of Camelina sativa (false flax), 2018 nucleotides long. RefSeq names its product putative methyltransferase At1g29790. The record is from RefSeq and is a predicted model, not a curated record. Gene Ontology annotation, molecular function: methyltransferase activity. Lineage: Eukaryota; Viridiplantae; Streptophyta; Magnoliopsida; Brassicales; Brassicaceae.
ACAUGUGAACACUACUACUAAACUCACAGAUGUGCUUAAAUUUCUUUAGUCUGCCUCUGCCUAUUAAAAACCAAGAAAGAGGUCCCUUUUAUUUACUGUUCCAACAACUUUUCACCAGGAUUAUUACUCUCCCAUCCCAUGCAAAAAAAAAAAAACACUAAUAAUGACAUUGGAUUCGAUAUAUUUCCCCUUUCCCGUCGUAAUAAUACUUUAUAUAAAUACACACCUAAACUCAGAUCUCUGUUUGUAUCUCAACCAUUGACUACAAAGAUUUGACUUGCUUGAGCCUCCUCUCCUCAGAUGAAAAAAAAAGCUUAUCUUAUUACUACACUUGCUUACACAUCUCUUGAGUAGUGUCACUACCUCCCAAGAUUCUAAAAAUAAAACCGUAACCCACAAAUCUCGCCUUUAAGACACCAUUAAAAGCCCCAAGAUUCAGCUUACUUACUCCAUCCAAAUCAAGAAACUUCAAGAACUUGGAUCCAGAGAAACACAAAAUGGCGGGAUUCACCAUGAGCUUGAACUUGAUUCUACUAGUAGCAAUGGUAGCUACAAACAUCCUCUCACUCUACCAUCUCUCCUCCACCACUAACUUCUUCCAAUCCACCGUCAAAUCCACGCAAUCCUCUGUUCCCACUGUCCCCGACCACCUCCUCCGUCAGCUCCACACUAUCCGCGCCGCCAUUAACCACCUCACUACUCACCAACCUGACAAAUCAACCUCAACAGCAACCUCACGCUCCUCCUCUUCCUCAUCCUCAUCCGCACCUAAAGAGCUUCUCAUCUAUUCAAAACUCUCACCUAUAGCUUCUUCUUGCCAUAACUACCCUGACCUUCUCCACGAGUACAUGAACUACACUCCUUUCUCUCUCUGUCCUUCCGACACCGAUCUCGUNACCGAUCUCGUCGAGAAACUCAUCCUCCGCGGCUGCCACCCGCUUCCUCGCCGUCGCUGCUUCUCGCGAACGCCGCGGAGCCCGUCAGAUUCGAAGCCUGAAUCUAAUGUCAUCUGGUCUUACUACUCUUGCAAGACCUUCGAUUGCUUGGUUACUAAAUUCCCAAAUCUAGGGUUCGAUCUCUCUUUAGAGAAAUCCAAAUCUCAGUUCUCCGUUUACAAAUCCGAGCUCGAUUUACCGAUCUCGCAGCUUCUCCAGAUCGCUAAAUCGGCCAAUUCUGUUCUCCGCCUCGGGAUCGAUGUCGGCGGUGGGACUGGCUCUUUCGCCGCGGCGAUGAAGGCUCGUAACGUUACGGUUCUGACCACGACGAUGAACUUCAACGCGCCGUAUAGUGAGGCGGUGGCGAUGAGAGGGCUUGUGCCGCUUCACGUGCCGCUUCAGCAGAGGCUCCCCGUGUUUGAUGGUGUUGUGGAUUUGGUUAGGUGUGGGAGAGCGGUUAACCGGUGGAUUCCGGUUACGGUUAUGGAGUUUUUCUUCUUUGAUUUGGAUCGGAUACUUCGUGGCGGUGGUUAUCUUUGGUUGGAUCGGUUCUUUAGUAAAAAAGUUGAUCUUGAAAAUGUUUAUGCGCCUAUGAUUGGGAAGUUGGGUUAUAAGAAGGUGAAAUGGGCGGUGGCGAAUAAAGCGGAUUCGAAACAUGGUGAAGUGUUCUUGACGGCUCUGCUUCAGAAACCUGUUGCAAGAUGAUGAUAAAUCCUUUUUUUUUGUGAGGGCACUUUCCUCGAGUUUCAGAAUGUGUAUGUUUGUAGCAAACAGCUUACUGUUGUUGAAGAUUUAAUAGAGAUAAGAUUCUUGGAUUAUUUCAGACAUGAAAGCUUUUUUCUCAGCUGUAAGCACAGAAGCAAAGAUGUUAUUUCUUAUGGGAAACAAGAAGUAGAGAGAGGGUAUUUAUAACCAAGAUUUGAUAUUGUUGUUAGAGGAAACAUGGUGGUAUACAUAAAUUGUGGAAUCUUCUGCUUGUUUCUAUCAUAGCUAAUAUUUAUAUUAUUCCUUAGAUGGUAUUUUUUUUUUUUUGUGGAAAGCAGAUUGCAGAAUUGUUAAAAGAAGUUUCAGUUUCAGGGUUAA